CGACGGCAAGCCAAAGAAAACGGCGGGCACGAUAUUUUUACUCGUGUUGGAUGGAGCUCUGAGCGAGCGAUGCCAACCAAGCCCGAGAAGGCAGCCAAAGCGACUGCCAAGAAGGAGCCCCCCGUCAAAAAAGACGACAAGCUACCGGUAUCGCUGCCCAAGAUUGGAGCUCCGAAAAGCUCGACCCCCAAAAGCUCGCCAAGCAAGACGUCGUCGACAAGUAGCAAAAUGGAGAAGAUGCCGAGUCUCGACAAGUCCGAGCUCACACCACGCAUUGCGGAAGCCAACGCCGCCACUCCGCCCCCCGACACCACUCCGCCCCCCGACACCACUCCGCCCCCCGACACCACUCCGCCCCCCACGGAACAAGAGACAUUAGAAAAGUCGGUCGCUGAAAUGGCCUCGGCAGAGAAGGACGCCGCAGAAAAGGAAGCCGCCGAGAAGGAAGCUGCGGAGCGCACCAAGAAGCGCAACGGCAAUAUCAUUCUCAAGUACGAAAUGUACUGCGAAGAGUUUCCAAUUAUUGACGGCUCGACGACGAUGGCAGCGAUCGACGACGUGUACGCACUCACCUUUGUCAUGCCCAACUGCCUCGUGCACCUCUCCACGUACGACCCGCCGACCAAAAUCGAGAUCGAGUCGCGGGAUCCAACCGCCGUCUACGUGCGCGAAGACCCGAUUGGGACGUACCAGGACUUAGAGGCCGGUGCAACGUACUACGUGUACGUCGAGCAAGAAGCCGAGCAGCUGGCAAAAGACCAAGCUAAAAUGCGCCAAGUCGCCGCGACCAUGGAUGGUGCGGCGUGGACCGCCCCGUCGACGACUGAAACGUGCAGCUGCGUCAACGGCAACCCGUGCGUCGACGAGUACAACUGCAAAGAUUGGCACAACCGGUUUGCUGUCGCAACGACGCACGGCUGGAAAGGGUUUUAGAUCCGGUUUGCAAAAAGUACUAUAAUACGAUGCGACCGUCUAAUCUUUUGUGCGAUAUGC
This is a messenger RNA of Saprolegnia diclina VS20, 993 nucleotides long. RefSeq lists its product as hypothetical. NCBI's taxonomy places the organism in Eukaryota, Oomycota, Saprolegniomycetes, Saprolegniales, Saprolegniaceae. The record is from RefSeq and is a predicted model, not a curated record. The transcript has 2 exons. The coding region runs from base 70 to 933 and encodes 287 amino acids.